Messenger RNA from Fonsecaea monophora, 312 nucleotides. RefSeq lists its product as hypothetical. Bases 1 to 312 code for a protein of 103 amino acids. NCBI's taxonomy places the organism in Eukaryota, Fungi, Ascomycota, Eurotiomycetes, Chaetothyriales, Herpotrichiellaceae. The record is from RefSeq and is a predicted model, not a curated record. The transcript has 2 exons.
AUGGACAACCUCCUCAAACAAGGCGAGCAAUUCCUCGAAAGUCAAAUGGGAAACCAAGCAGACGACCAGAGCCAGAACAACCAGUCAUCUCAGCCUCAGCAGCAGCAGCAGCAACAGCAAGGCCAACAAGGCCAACAAAACGGCCAAGCCGGCGGCGGCUUGAUGAAGAGCAUCGAGCAAAACGCCGGGAAUUCGUACAUCAACCAAGAAGUCAACCAGUUCCUGACCAGUGAGGGGGUUCCCUCGUCCUUGGAUGGUGCGAUCGACGGUGUCAUUGAUACCGAGGUCGGGAAUCUCGAGAAGAGGUUCUAA